Oncorhynchus tshawytscha (Chinook salmon) is the source of this 10286-nucleotide messenger RNA. Its product is annotated as unconventional myosin-XV. The coding region runs from base 1 to 9720 and encodes 3239 amino acids. The transcript has 57 exons. Lineage: Eukaryota; Metazoa; Chordata; Actinopteri; Salmoniformes; Salmonidae. Gene Ontology annotation, molecular function: ATP binding; cytoskeletal motor activity; protein binding. Gene Ontology annotation, cellular component: myosin complex; cytoskeleton. The record is from RefSeq and is a predicted model, not a curated record.
AUGACAGUUGAUGGCGGUACGAAUAAAGCUAUCAAAUCUAAACCUGUAUCAAAAAUACCCCCAACCAAAGGAGGGAGGGCAGACACACCUACACCUAUAACAAAGCCUGUAAAGAAAAGAGGUGUCAUAGGGAGUGAAACAGAGGAGACUGAGGAAUCUGAGAGCGAAGGAGAGAGUUCAGUGGAGGAGAGCGAAGAGGAGGAGCAAGUUUGUAUUGAGGAGACAACUGAGACAGAAGGGCUCGAGACAGAGGCGACACAGGAUAGCAGCGAAGAGGAGGUUGAGGUGUCAGACACGGAGAGAAGCACAGAGGGGCAGGUUAAGGAAGAAUCAGAAAAGGAACCUCCAGUAGAGGAGGAAUCAGAAAAAGAACUUCCAGUGCAAAUCAGGAAACGAGGGGAACUUGAAGAGGAGCCAGUCAGUACCAGUGAGGAAGAGGAGGAAGAGGAAGAAUCAGUGGCAGUGACCAGCGAUGGGGGUGAAUCUGAGAAGGUAACUUCAAGAAAAAGAGGGUCGCCCAAGAAAGCCACCGCUGUACCACCACUCAGUUUGACGACCAGCGUCACUGCACCGGCAGGGUGUCUGAAAUCCAAGAUGUUCAUGAAGAAAAAGGGCCAGGCUGAAGAGAAGGUUGACAAACCUAAGAAGGCCCAGAAACCCACGAAAGCAGAGAAGAAGAAAGCUGAGAAAGCAAAGAAAGCUGAGAAAAAGAAAGCAGAAAAAGCUGAGAAAAAGAAAGGGAAAGGGAAACAGAAAGCCACUCCAGCAGAGGAAGAAGCCCAGCCUCUGAAAGACGUCUCCCUCAGCAAGGCUGACGCUGCAAAACACAAGGCCCAGAUCCUGAAGCUAGCCAAACAAACAAAAACCUCCAUCAAAGACAAGAAUGCUUCGUCUUCCCCAUUGGAGUUGCAGGAGGAUGAGGCUGCCUCAACUUCAUCCAAAGCCUCUAAAGGCCUAUCACGGGUGAUGCUAUUGAAAUCAAAAGGAAAUGACCGCCAAGCCUGUCUGGGUGAAGGAGAACAUGAACAAGUGAAAGAGGAGCAACAAGAUGGUGAAGGAGAAGCCAAACAGGGGAGCAGGAAAAACAUUGGCCUGGUCCUGGGCAGAGUCAAGAUGGCAUCUGUUCGACAAAGGAGCAAUAAAAUGCUGGUCAGGCCUGGAGAGGAAGCAACUACAGCCGGGUCGACAGAUCCAGUCUCAGCCAAACCCACGGACAGUCUCGUCACUCGUAGGAAAGGUGUGACGACUCUACGCCACGUCUCGGGUUGGAUCAGGGGGAAGAUGCCCAAAGGGUUCAACCUGAGGAGUAAACUGAAAGUAGUGACCCAGGCCAUUGGCUUCUCCCGUUGGCUCCCUCUCCAAGCCAUCAAACAGAGGGAGGGAGCCACUAGCUCCAAACACAGCCUGCUUAAACAUCGGAUGGCCAUGCGUGUGGCUAGUAAGACCAGCCUGGCCAGCAAGAAGAACCGAACCUCUGGAAACGGAGCCGAAGAUAAGUCUACUGUCACCCAGAAGAGGCAAGCUGGGGAGUCUGGUGACGACCCCCACUCCACCUCCCCUCCAGCAGCCAUCGUGCUUCCCAGGAUGAACAAGCUGGGCAUGGGAAAGGCCAUAGGAAUUCUACCAUCCCAGACUGCUCAGCCAGCCUCCUCCACCACCCCAGGCUCCAGCACUGCUGUGGGAGCCACCCUCGAAGCACCCAAGCCCCCCAAACCAGGAGCCAGACUGGUACUCCCAGUCAAACCGGACCUCACCCUCCUCAAGUCCAUAAAGAAGCCUGUUCCUGGAGCAGCACCAGAGCCAAAGAGGACUGAAAGUACAAAUGGGAGCACAGGAGCACAGAGACCCACACCGGACAGCAGCAACGAGGACAGGAAAAGGGAGGCGGCACUUAAAGGCAAUGAGGGUUUCAGCAUCCUCCAGGCAGCCAGGGGCAAACUGGGCAACGAUCAAUUCAAAUUGACCAAGCUAUCCAAGCCUCUUACUACUACUGCAAUAGAAGUAGGACCCAGCCGUGGAGCUAUAGUCCCAGACAGGGAGACAGGGGCUGGGUUUGCCGGACCCCCCACUGAUGGUCCUGAGUCUGGAGAACCUGUCAGACUGACUGGAGAACCAUCCAGAGUUGGGUCUAGGGUGGGGUCGUACUAUGAAGAAGAGGCUGAUCGAGAGGUGGCCCAGCUGAUGGGAGGGGGGGGGCUGUACCCUGUCGGCCCUCUGGAGGUGCACUGGGCUGGGACGACUCGUAUGAGCGGAGACCCCCAGGACUGGCUGCGAGCGGAUACCCUCCUGCCCCACCAGACAGUGGAGAAGCUGACCAAGUGGACGGUGUACGAGGAUGGGAACCAGACCAGGACUGUACCGACCCACAACGGGAGAGGACCCUGGGAGUCUGAGGACCCUGCUCAGGACAUGCUGGAGAGUCGCCUCAAUAACACAACGGUCGCGAUGCCAGGGUCUGACCAGGCUGUGGAGGUGGACGAGGUGGAGGAUCUAUCCCAGCUUGAGGAGGUGUGUGAGAGCUCUGUGCUGCUGAAUCUGAAGAAGAGGUUUCACCGGGACUCCAUCUACACGUACAUAGGUAACAUGCUGCUGUCACUUAACCCCUUCAAGCCCCUUGACCUCUACACAGAGGACCUCCGACAGCAGUACCAGGGCAAGGAGCAGAAACGCAACCCUCCCCAUGUCUAUGCCUUCGCCGAUGCAGCCUUCAGCCAAUCUCAGAGCUCACCACAAGAGCAGUGCAUCGUCAUAAGUGGUCAGAGUGGAUCAGGUAAGACCGAGGCCACCAAGCUUAUAGUCCACUACCUCAGCUCCAUGUACCAAGGCAGGAACAACAACCUCAGACAGCCCAUGGAGGUGCUGCCGAUUCUAGAGAGUUUUGGUAAUGCCAAGACCAUCCUCAACAACAACUCUAGUCGCUUUGGCAAAUACCUUCACGUCCACGUUCUCCAGGGUGUGGUGGUGGGGACUUCGCUGUCAAAGUACCUUCUUGAGAAGUCACGCGUUGUCUUCCAGGCCAAUGAGGAGAGGAACUACCAUGUGUUCUAUGAGCUGCUGGCGGGGAUGAACGACUGGGACAAACAGGAGCUCUAUCUGCAGGGAGCAGAGACAUACUACUACCUCAACCAAGGCGGGUCCUGUGAGCUGAAGGGGAAGCUGGACAAACAGGACUUCCUGUUGUUGGCCCAGUGCUUUGAGACGAUUGGUCUACAUGCCGACCAGAUCUCCACAGUCUGGGCCAUCCUCUCCUCCAUACUACAGCUGGGGAAUAUCUGCUUCAGUUCCUACGAGGUGUGUGUGAGAGAGUGGAGUGAGUCGUUUGAGGUGGCCCGUAUCUUCAGUGAGGCAGAGGCCAGGAGAGUAGGUUCUCUCUUGCAGGUGUCUUCAGAGGCCCUACAGACUGUCAUCACACACAAAGUCACGGAGACAACCUAUGACAGGAUCUACUGCCCCCUGUCUGUGGAAAGUGCCAUAGAAUCCAGAGAUGCCAUAGCCAAGGCCCUGUACUCUGUGUUGUUCGAUUGGCUGUUGGAGCAGAUCAAUGAUUGGCUGAGCCCUACAGAAAUGGACAGCACCGUGGGAAUAGUGGACAUCUACGGCUUCGAGGACCUGGGAGUGAACAGCUUUGAACAGCUGUGUAUUAACUUUGCCAAUGAGCAGCUGCAGCACUUUGUCAACAAGGCUGUGGUGACCCAGGAACAGGAAGAGUACAGUACAGAGCAGAUCCAGUGGUACCCCGUCCCACUGCAGGACUUCCACUCCUGUCUGGACCUCAUCUCCUCCAGACCACAUGGUAUCCUCCGUAUACUGGAUGACCAGACCUGCCUACCCCAGGCCACCGACCACACCUUCCUCCAAAAGUGCCACUAUCACCAUGGGAACAGCCCACACUACACUAAGCCCAAGAUCCCUCUGCCUGUCUUCACUGUGUAUCACUACGCCGGAGCUGUCACUUGUCAUUCCUGUAGUCUUAAGGGGAAUCAACCCAUCACUCACUCAAUCACCCAUUCAAUCAAUCAAUCGGUCUCUGUAUCUCAGAUGGUGUCAGGGCUGUUCCGUAAGGUGCAGGAUAAUUACCUGCAGCAGAGAGAGUUGGGCUGGAGGGGUAAAGGUCACAGGCAACAGCCCUCCACGGUGGCAGCACACUUCCAACAGUCCCUGACUGAGCUCACCACACGACUAGAGAGGUGUAAAACCACCUUUAUUCGAUGUUUCAAGCCAAAUUAUGUCAAGCUUCCCGGUAUCUUUGAUGUGGACUAUGUGUCAACCCAGCUGAGGCAUGCUGGGAUACUUGAGACCAUCACCAUCAGGAAGGAGGGAUUCCCCAUCCGCAUCCCCUUCUCCUUCUUUAUGGAGAGGUAUGGAAUCCUCCUGGUGGAGCGACCAGCCACCAUGUCUGAUAAGGAGCAGACCGUGGCGUUGCUGAACUUUGUAGGGGCUGAUGAGGGACAGUACCAGCUAGGACUCACUAAGGUGUUUCUGAAGGAGGUGCUGUAUCAGCGUGUGGAGGACAAGUGGAACAGCACUCAGACCUGGGCUGCGGUUACCAUCCAGAGGAACAUCAGAGGGUUCAUCUGCAGGCGCAACUUUAGGUUCUUCAAACAGAAGGCCAUUGUCAUCCAGAGCCACAUACGAGGACAUCAGGCCAGGCAGUAUUACAAGCGUCUGAGACUGUCCUUCACUCAGUUCUGGGCUGCAAUGAUGAUCACCAGGAACACAAUCAAGAGACGACAGUGGAGGGAACAAGAGAGGAACGAGAGGAGCACGGUGAAACCCAACACUGAGACUGAAGAUCACACCUCCACAGGAAUGGAUGUGGGAAUGUUGGAGAUCCCAGCUGAGCUGUCGGCCAGACUACGCAGCGCAGCAGGGCGGCAGCAUGGCUCUGGGGUAACAGAGGUGGCGCCUCCACAGGUGAAAGCAGGACACGCCCUCACCCUGCCCCUCGAUAUAGACAGCUACCCCUUCUCACGAUACGCCAACACUACGCUGAAGGAUGGCUGGUGUCAGCCGCAGGGCUACUCCCUCCUGCGACCUCUGACCUAUCUGGAGCCUGAAGACGCUUGCAUCGCUCUGGAGAUCUACAAACUGAUCCUGCGCUUUGCAGGGGACAGUGAUCUGAGUGGCUGGCAGGAGCAGAUGUUGGGGAACUACAUUGUGGAGCAGGGCCUUACCAGACCCCCCCUGAGGGAUGAGAUCCUAGCCCAGAUAGCUUACACCACCUGGGGCAGGGAGUCAGAGGAGGGGUCCCUACGGGGCUGGUUGUUACUAGCCUGCUGCCUCAGUGCCUUCACCCCUUCCCCAGCCCUUGACAAAUCCUUGCUCAAGUAUGUGUCUGACAAGGGUCCAGGUGAAUAUCGUUCUCUGUGCCAGCACAAACUCCUCACCUCCCACCACCUACCCUCCCCCACCUCCCGCCUCCACCCGCCCUCCCAGCUUGAGUGGACAGCCAAUCAGAGGAGAGGAAAGAUGGUUCUGGACGUACACACCUUCAACGAGGAGAAGAUUACAGCUGAGGUAGAGUCCUGGACCACAGGAGAGCAGCUGGCCUCGUGGCUGCUCCACUUCAGAGGGUUAGGUGAGGCUCCUCGGGGCUGGUCUGUGUCUCUGCUGGCUGAUGAGGGCUGGUCUGACCUGCCUGGAUGUGACUUUGUCAUGGACCUGUUGGCUGGAGGAGAGACUGAUACUACACUGGGGACCGCACACACACCCACUGACUACCUGUUCAACAACGAGGGAAACCGGAUGAUAACAGAUCUAGAUGGGUUCAUCCCCCCGGCCCCCUCCAUGCAGGCCCCUGGUCUCCCCCAGCAGGAGGCCCACUGGGACGGCGGAGACUACCAGCCGUCAGAGGGUUCUCGUGGUCGUCAGAUGGAUGCUUAUCUGGAUGACCUCUUUGACCCAGUGCUGGACCAGGGACCAGGGGACAGGGAGCGUAUGGCCAUUUUGAACAGGAGGAUGAGAGGAGGAGGAGGGAUGUAUGGAGCAGGUGUCCCAAUGACAAUGCCAGGUUAUUCUAUGGGAAUGCCGAUGAACCCUGCCAUGCAAGGCUACGGGGCUCAGAUGAUGCCAAGUAUGAUGCCAUCUGCCCCCAUGCCUAUGAUGCCAACCAUGAUGAUGCCCCAGCCAGCUGCACCUGCCGUGGACUCCCAGCAGAUGGCAGCACAGCAGCAGGCUUUCAUCAACCAACAGGCCCUGCUCAUGGCCCAGCAGAUGACAAUGCAAGCCAUGACCAUGUCCCAGCAGCAGGCUCAGGAGCAGCAGCAGAGACAGCAGCAGCAAAGACAGCAGCAGCAGAGACAGGAGCAGCAGCAGCAGAGACAGGAGCAGAGACGCCAGGCUAACCGAACCGCCACACCCCCCCGCGCCCCAUCACCCCCCCCCACCCCCACUCCACACAAAUCCCCCCACCCCACCACCGCUAUGCACACCCAGCCAGAUGAAAACACAGCCACAGCACCAUAUCCGGAGAGGGAUGUGGACUUUGCCAGUCCAGACCAGCGUGAGUCUUUCAAGGUGAAGAGAGAGUUUUUCCAGAAGAUUGACCCAUCUGCCUGUGCUGUCAUUCACUCUGUCAGGUUCUCAGCCCAAGCCAGCAGCCAAACCGUUAAAGCCUCGCCCUGCUCCCAGCAGCCCCCCCAAACAGACCCGGCCCCGCACCCCCUCUCCACCCCCAGCCCCCAGGACUUUGCAACCUCCCCCUCUCCUCCUGCCAGAGACCCAUACCCCCAGCCCCCUGCCUCCCCGCCCCCGCCCACCACCAGCAUCCGUGACAUCAUCAAACAAUACCAGAACCGCCCCGCCAGUGACCCCAGACCCUUCGAGCCCGUCAGGGUUCCAGCCCGGUCGUUUGUAAAGAAGAAUGAUCCUAAAGAGGAGGCCUUGGCGAUCCUCAUGAAUAAAGGACCUGUACAACAGCAGAGAAAGUGGGCCCCUCCUCCCCCCAUCCAGAGGGAGCCCCCCCGUCAGAGACAGCCUGGCAAUCCAGCGUGGCAAUCCUCUCCUCCCUCCACCAGAGGGCCUCGCUCAAUCUCCAACAGCAUGAAGCAGAAACAGCGCUCCCUGGCCGACCUCUUUGGCACGCAGGGUCGUUCCAAGAACCUUCCGCCUGCUCCACCCAAGUCCACCCCUCCUUAUCCCCCAGCCAUCUUUGAAAGCUUGCCAGACCCUCCCGCCAAGGCUGCCCCCACACUCAAUCUGUCUGGGGAGGAGAGUGUUCGCUCCCAGCUCCACAGGUUCUCUGCCAGCGUCUACUUCUCCAACUCUGCCAUGCCUGGCAAACUGUUCCUACGCAAGGAGGUGUUUUACCCCAGAGAGGGGUUCAACCACCCCUACAUCCUCAACCUCCUUUGUGAGCAGAUCAUGAGAGACACGUACUCUGACACCUGUGUGAGGAUCACCAGAGAGGACCGGAGAAAAAUGAAAGACCUACUAGCCAGUUUCCACGUGGGCACCAGUAUCAGCUCGCUUCAGGACGACACUAUGAAGAAGAGGAUAGUGAUGGCUGCCAGGGACAACUGGGAAAACUACUUCACACGACUCUUCCCUGUCAAAGGUGGUACCAGCGGAGACACCCAGCUGUUGGGCGUGUCUCAUCGUGGGAUUCGACUGAUGAAGGUGGCCAGAGCAUCAGGCAUAAACCCCAAACACCUGCGCCUGCUACGGAGCUACAGCUAUGCAGAGCUGCUGUCGGUGGAACUGCGGUCUGCCGACAUCGUGGAAUUCAGUCUAAAGGGAGAGCAGCUACAGCUGCAGAGCAACAGGGCUCCACAGAUCACUGCCAUGGUCAGCCUGUUCCACCAAGAACUCAUCAAUGGCUCAGAUCAUGUGAUUGCCCUGAAGAGCUUUGUGACCGACGACAAGAGCCUGCUCAGCUUCCGCAAGGGUGACGUCAUCAAACUGCUGCCCAUUGACGGCCUCCAGCCAGGUUGGUGUUUCGGUUCCAUCGGGGGGCGCUCCGGCCUCUUCCCCAUCGACGUCACUCAGCCGUCUGCCCCUCCUGACUACCACCACGUCCACCUUGACCGCCUCGACGAGAGGAGGAAGAGCAUGAGAGCCCCCAAGCCGCCCGCUGCCACUAGACCCCCAGCUCCCAGGUCCACUCCCCACACUGGCUCAGCACAGCCCAGCCAAGGGAGCUCCAUGCUGGGGUCAGCUCGUUCCAUCCAAGUAUCUGUCCAGGGCAGUGAGAUGAGUGACGCCCAGACAUUCCGGAUGACAGCGUUUGCCAUGAAAUACUUCAGAGACACUGCCACCAGAAUGGAGGGUAAAGGUCUGCUUAAUGGAGGUAUAAACUUCUCAGAGGUGCUUCAGUACACAGAGGUUCCUAUUCAGGAAUCCCUCAUCCUGUACAAUGAUCCUGAGCUCAAUGGCCUGGCUGUCCAGGCCUUCCUGAGUGUGAUGCAGUUCAUGGGAGACCAGCCUCUUGGGAGGCACACGUCUGAGGGAGACUGUGUCAGCCAUAUCUUGAUGUUAGGGAAGGAGAAAGAGUUUCUGAGAGAUGAGAUUUACUGCCAGGUGAUCAAACAGAUCACAAACAACACGCACAAAGAGAGAUGUACCCGGGGUUGGCUUCUGUUGAACCUGGUAGCAGGGUUCUUCCCCUGCUCUGGCACUCUGAACCCCUACAUCACAUGUCAUCUACAAAACAUCAGCCAAGACCCCACACACCUCUACCAAGAGCUGUCUCAAAACUGUAAGGAGAGCAUGUUCGGGACUCUGAUCCACGGUGGUCGCAGACACGUCCCCUCUCACGCAGAGAUGGAAGCCAUACUGGCCGGCAGACAAUCUCGUCGGUUCCCCAUCAAGCUGCCAGGCGGAGUGGAGUUCAUCUGUAAGAUACGCAGCUUCAGCGUGGCUCUAGAGGUGGUGGAAGAGCUGUGUACAGAGAUGGGCAUCCAGGACCCGUCAGAAGUCAAGGAGUUUUCUAUCCAUGCCAUUCGGGACAAGGAUGGGAUGGUGCGGCCUCUCCACUCAGAUGAGUACCUGUUUGACUUCCUAUUGGACGACGGCUCCAUCGUCUUGUCCUUCCACCGCGUCAUAUGGACACACCCACUUCACUUCGACAACGACCUCUACCUGGAGUUCCACUUCCAACAGGUCCUGGGUGACUACCUGGAUGGCAAACUGAUCCUGCCAGGCAGUGGUGCCGCUGUCGUCCAGCAGACGGCAGAGCUGGCUGUCCUGCAGCACCUGGCACAGGGCCUCACUCAAGAGCCUUCUGUGCUAGAACUGAAGGGGUACCUCCCCCAACAGGAAGGGGGCAGCACCAACCUGGAGCAGAUCCACACCAUCUCCCUCAGAGAGAUAACCUCCAUGCGCUCCCUCAGCCCCCGCGACGCCAAGGCACGCUUCCUCGAGAGCCUGAGCUCCCUGCCUCUGUUCGGUUCUAAUAUCUUCCUGGCUCAGAAGGUCAGCCAUCGCAGCUGCCCCUCGCCCUGCCUGGUGGCUGUCAACCAAGAAGGAGUGCUGUUCUGCCAUCCCAAUAUGCAGGAGCGGGCAUUCAUGAUCCCAUUGGUGGAAGUGCAGUCACUGCGCUCAGUUAAACCCAAGAAAGACAAGAAGGUGCCUGGAGUGGAGAUCAAGUACGGCAACCCAGGACUAAAAACCAUCACCAUCCACCUCAAACAGGCCAAGAAGCUGUGCCACAUCAUUGCUGUCAUCAUGGAGGAGCUGGUGAGACCACCCAUCAAUAGCUCUGUCUCCAGCCGCAACCCCUAGACACACACACACACACACACACGCACGCACACACACACACCUGCAGUUGGAUAGGAAACAAGUUCUACAACUGUCAAUCAUUGAUUCAUAUACGCAAUGAAAGCGAAUCACUUUCCACAUCUACCAUUCCUUCUCCUGUGUCAGUGAUACUCCAGUUGGUGAUUGAUUGAUGAAAAUGGUUGAGAAAUGAAUUCUAUCCACUACAGGUUUCAUUUUCUGAAUUUCCCAACAAACACGCACUCAGAGAGGGAGCCUAUUGAUAAGUGGACCUGCACUGAUAAAUAUCAAAACAAAUCAAUGCCUUCAGAUUUUUAUCUAAAACAUUUCAUUAUUUAAAAAAAACAUCACAGCCUUUGAAUACCAAUGAAUGUCCAAAUUUGAACAUUGCUUUGUACGUGUUAGGUUUCCGUGCAAUAUAUCUUUAUAUAACCGAUUUAUCAAUGUGUUUCUUUGUAGUAAAUAUUUUUGUAAUUUAAAUCAAAUUAUUUUGUAGAUGGAUGAAACUGUUCUUGUUUACUUUGUGUAUAACUAUUAAAAAGUAUUGCUGAAUAAGGCAGUUUCAAUUA